Molecule: messenger RNA, 4729 nt
Organism: Morone saxatilis (striped sea-bass)
Lineage: Eukaryota; Metazoa; Chordata; Actinopteri; Moronidae
Product: ataxin-2 homolog
Exons: 5
Coding region: 444-3737 (1097 amino acids)
Biological process (GO): negative regulation of nodal signaling pathway
Cellular component (GO): cytoplasm
Source: RefSeq, a predicted model, not a curated record
CCCGUCUGUUGCAUUGUCUCAUUGGGGACGCAGCGUACGGAGCGCAGCGCCAUGGCAACUCCACCGGACCGGUAGGCUUAUGAGUGACAUUAGAAAAAAGAAAAAAACAAACAAACCAGGACGGUGUCAACAGGAAAUUAAGCCUGGAUUAAUAUGAGACAAGGCUCGUUGAUGUUCCCUCGUUGUACCGGUGGCUUCAUUAAUUCUAGUCUUGUGCCAGUGAGCGGGGCUGAGGCUGUGGGCUGCAUGGCACGUUAGAGAUGCUGAGGGUUUUAUUUUCCUUAGUGCGUUAUAUUCAAGUGGCUGCUAUGUUGCUUUCGCUCGUCCGGACCCGUGUUGCUCUACCUGGAGCGGGACCGUAGUCGGUUCAUUCCUCUCAUCCAUUGCACGGCAGCCGAGCGGUGGUCAGCGGUGCGCCCCCGGUUCCGCCCGCCCCGACGAGGAUGGCCGGCCGCCGCGGCUGCGUGAACUCGCUCUGGUCAGGCACCGAGCGCGUCCGCAUCGGGGAGCGCCUCAAAGCGACGCUGGCCGGGGUGCUGGAGCUGGAGGUGCUCAGGUGCAAACACCUGGAGAUGGUGGACGCCGCUCUGGAGGUCCGAGCCGACGCAGACGCCGACGACGAGCCGCGGACGGCGGAGGAGGGGAGCGGGACCCCGGAGAACGCCGCCUCGGAUGCCGAGCGUGGCUCUGCGACAUCCCGCAGGCAACAGGCUCUGUCUCCCUCAGACGCAGUGGUAUUGCCUUGUCAGAGCAGCCCAGAGGACUGUGGCAGUAAUUCAGUGGAUGGGACGGUCCACUCCUCAUCUGGCAGGGGGAGUAAUUCACGCUGGUCUACUCUGUCCUGGGACGCCCCGUCUGACCUGCUCUCGCCACCAACACCGGACCCCAGUGGUACGGUCCACGUGGACUGUGACUCCAGACCUAGUUCAGGUUUCUAUUCAGUGAGCGGGAGCUCUCUGUCGGACUCUUGCUACUCUGUGUCCAGUGAUGUUGCUCAGGGAGGAUCAGGGCCACCAGUCAGAGCCCUGAAGCUGUGGGAGCAGGUUCCUCCGUCUGCUGACAACACUGACAUCCUGUGGUCAGAAGGUGCAGUGCAGCAGCAACAGCAACAACAGCAGCAACAGCAACAACAGCAGCAACAGCAACAUCAGCGUGCACUGCAGAGCAGCCAGGAAGAUGCUGAACUAACAGAAGGGACACCAGUUUCAGUCCAAAGUGACCUUGAAGCGACUGGUCUGAGUUUUCUGUCUGACCUCUGCUCAGGACUGGGUGACUCCCUGAUUUUUUCCCUCCUCCCACUUUUUGACUCCACCUCUUGUUCCUCCGCCUCCUCCCUCCAUCCAAAACCCCAGCUGGACCCUCGCUACUGCACAGACCUGGUGUCCCGUCGGACCAAAGAGGUGUACCCCUACCCCAGCCCGCUGCACGCGGUCGCCCUCCAGAGCCCCCUCUUCACCUCCCCGAGCCAGGAGCAAUCAGCAUCUCCGAGCCCUGAAGGACCCCAACUAGAUGAACCGCAAGAGUCCAAUGCUGAUCUUACUCUGCCUCUCCAGACGCACCAGCAACCUGCCCUGACUUCCUUCACCCAGCUGGAGCAGUACAUCUCUCGACUGGCUCGACAGUACCACGGUCGGGUAACCUCCUCCACCUCCGAUCUCACUUCAGCUGCAACCUUUGGUCCAGUCACACACAGAGGCCUUUGUACCCCAGGCAAAAGUCACGGUUCCACCCAGUCCCUUUCUGCCUUUGAGAGCCGCAGUACACUCAGUGUCACUCCCUGCAAGUCACUCCUGGGAAACUCUGCCAGAGUCAGUCUCAGCACUACCGGGAAAAAAGCCACUAGGAAUUCAAUCAACCUGGGAAACCUUCCUUCAGCGACUGGAGAGGACUUGAACAUAAAUCUGCAUCUCAACCUGAACCUGAACCUGACUCCUGGUUUAAAUUCUAGCCGGGGACUGGUGGACAAUCCCAAAAAUGGCAGUUGUGGAGCUUUGAGGAGCGACUUCGCUCCUGCUUCCACAGCCUCUGCUACAUCCCUCUCCUCUGCUGCGCCCACCCCAGCACUUAGAACUCGCCCUCGCAUUUCAACAUGUCCCAGCAGCCUGAGCCACCGCAGUUCCCUGGAGGUCACCUCAGGGCCUGGACCCAGUUCUGGAUUUGGUUCAUCUGCCUUCUGUCGCUCUUUAGACUGGAGCAGUGGUCCUCCAACUGAGACUGGACCAUCAGUGGUUGGUUCAAGCUCUGGAUCAGCUCCUGGGUCUCAGCGCAGCAGCCUGAUCCAAGAGUCCAGCUCCAGUCCCAAAAUAAGCGAAGACUCCCCAAUGGUGGGGGAGAUCUCUCGUCUCUCUGGCCUCUCUAAGGCUGUUGUGGUCGGACUUAUGGAACAAGGUGUGGAGCUGGACAUUGACUGUUUCCAAACAGAUACUGCAGGUGAGGUGAGGGGUCACAGUAAAACUCACUUGACAGCCCAGCCUGAUCAGUCACAUGACUAUACUAGACUGACUGACCUGAAUCCCCAGAGACCAAUACAGCUGUCUCUAAGUGUCACCCAUUCUCCACAGUCUCAGUGCAGCCUUACCCCUCCUCUCUCACACUCCAGCAGCCCCAUACACCCUUAUCAGUCCAUCCAUAUUCCAUCUCCGCACUACUCCUCACACUGCCACUACCAGCAGAUCCCUUCCCCAUCCGACCUUCCCUCUUCCACGGCCUCCUCCCCUGCCUCCCGGCCCAACCCCCGGGGCCGCUCCCCUCCCCGGCCUCUCCAGCCGUCCCCUCUGGGUGCCACUCCACUCUCUGUUUUUCGACGGGAUGCACCCUUCCAGUGCUCUCUGCCUCGCACCAGUUCGAGGAGCUCUCCUUUGGAGCAUGGCGGUAUCCAACCGAGGGGUGGAUCACUUCGCCAAAGUGGGGGAGGAAGUGGGGGUAGCGGUGGGUGGAAGAGGGCGGAAGGGGAGGGGCUUUACAGAGGAAAACAUGCCUCACACAAGUUGAUCAGGGCAGCCACAGUAAGCAGCUAUGCCAAGAGAGAGGACUAUAGCUCCGUGUGGAGUGAGGAACAGGAGCAAUCAGCAGCCAAGACACCCAGGAAGACCUCCAACAAACUCUGGAGGGGCUUUGAGGGACGCCUCUGGGGCAGAGAGUCUGAAAGCGAGAGGGAGGAGAUGGACAGAGCUGAGUAUGGCUACGGCUGGAGGAGGAACAGCAUUGGAAGCUGGAGGAGGGAGCAUCGAAGGUUGAAGGCUUCAUCCAGCAGCAAUGACAGGAGACCAAAGGUAGAGAACUCCCCCAUCUUCUCAAAGAAGAAGGGGAAGGAAGAAGGUGAGAGACGCAGCUCCAGCCUCAAGCUCUCCAGAAGGGCUUUGUUCAGGAGUGAGUCCCAAGGCUUACUGGUGCCUCGUAACCACAGCGAGGAGCCCUCAAAGCGGGCACACUGGGUCUCCUCAUUAGACGUGGGUCAAGGUGGCAUGUACAUCAGCAAACAGGAAGGGGUGAGACUGCUGAGAGCAAAGGAGGAAGACAAACGCCUGUCCUCCACCGCUAGCCUCUUCAACCUCUCUCGUUCUCAAAGCCUGGAAGGCAGCUGCCAUUCCCUCUCCCCUCUCUCCUCCCCUUCCUUUUCUCCGUCCCCUCCACCACGGAUGCCCCUCCAGCGAUCGCGAUCCCUGAGGGACUUGGGGAGGAGAGUGUUUGGCUCCAUGAGGUCCCUGAGUCUCAAACGGAAGCCAUCCAAGAAGUGACACUUGUAAUCGAACAUCACAGUAAAUGCAUCUUCCAUGUGUUACGUUCAAAACAUCACAGAUGGUUGGUAUUAUGGUAAAAGGAAGUGCCAUUCGUUUAAAUUUCGAGCUUCAAAGAUUUGAUUGAUACACUGGUUUUUAUAAGAGGAGAUAAAAUAUAUCUGCUGGUCUUUUCAUCUGUAGGAUGGAAGUUACUUUCAGGCACAUGAAGCUUGUAAAACCUUUUAUUUUUGGCUUAUAUCAUUCAUUCUAGUAAUGUUUUUGGAGAAGACUUAGACACUUUGUAUAUCCCUCCAACAAACUAUUAAAUGUCUGUCAAAUUUCUCCAAACAGGUUCUGCAGCAUAAUCAGAAAGCUUUGCAGCCAAGUGUUUCCUCACUGACAAUGUGUUAAUGUAUAUUGUGCACCCUAUAGUACUAAGCUGUGGGAUGUAGGAUGGCCCACAGACAAAUGUCAGUGAAGAAAACAGGUGACAACUUUAUUUAAGGGUGAAUAUUUGCUUUUAGGAGCUGCAACGAACUACAAACCUUUUAAAAACUUUAUUAGUGUGGAGUUUUUCAUAGUGUGAAUGCUCAAAGUAUUUGACAUUUCAACAGGAAAACUAUUCUGGGAUCCAUUUGUGGCUGAAAAGUAUCCUGAUUUAAAGAUACUGACUAUGAACUCAGAAUAUUGGCUAUAAGCAGCUUCAUUACAUAUUGGUUGAAUCCUCCUGUAACCAUGAGUAUGAAUGUGUAUGUGUACACUCGCCUUCUGCAUGCUGCUCUGUGACUUGUUCAGUGAUUAUAGCUAUUGUGAGAAUGUGAUAUUCCUCUUUGUUUAUGGGCAAUAUUGCCUCUGAAGUACAAUCAUAUUGGCCAGAUAAUGACCAAAACUAAGCAAAUACUCUUUAACUUGAUAUUGUGCUCAGGAUUUUCAAAUAAAUAUUGAAUGAUUAAAAUAUUGAUGAGUUAUUUGAGACAAAAUGUGGCUUCUCAUGGCUUUCUAUUAAUAAA